Messenger RNA from Peromyscus californicus insignis, 3126 nucleotides. It is a transcript of the gene Bcan, whose product is annotated as brevican. Gene Ontology annotation, molecular function: calcium ion binding; hyaluronic acid binding. The record is from RefSeq and is a predicted model, not a curated record. Gene Ontology annotation, biological process: cell adhesion. NCBI's taxonomy places the organism in Eukaryota, Metazoa, Chordata, Mammalia, Rodentia, Cricetidae.
GCCCCCUUCUGCGUCCCGCGCGCCCGGCCCUGCUCGCGCCCGCGCACUGCGCCGCAGUCUCGGCGGCGGCUGCGGGACGCGCGGUGUGCCGAGGGGACCUCGCAAGUUUGCAGCAUGAUCCCACUGCUUCUGUCCCUGCUGGCAGCCCUGGUACUGACCCAGGCCCCUGCAGCCCUAGCUGAGGAUCUGAAAGAGGACAGCUCAGAGGACCGAGCCUUCCGCGUGCGCAUUGGCACCGCGCAGCUGCGGGGCGUGCUGGGCGGCGCCCUGACCAUCCCAUGCCACGUCCACCACCUGCGGCCGCUGACCAGCCGCCGGGCCGCGCCGGGCUUUCCCCGGGUCAAGUGGACCUUUCUGUCUGGGGACCGGGAGGCGGAGGUGCUGGUGGCGCGCGGUCUGCGGGUUAAGGUAAACGAAGCCUACAGGUUCAGAGUGGCGCUGCCCGCCUACCCCGCAUCGCUCACUGAUGUGUCUCUGGUGCUGAGCGAGCUGCGGCCCAAUGACUCCGGGGUCUAUCGCUGCGAGGUCCAGCACGGUAUCGACGACAGCAGUGACGCUGUGGAGGUCAAGGUCAAAGGGGUCGUCUUCCUCUACCGAGAGGGCUCUGCCCGUUAUGCCUUCUCCUUCGCGGGAGCCCAGGAAGCCUGUGCCCGCAUAGGUGCCCAGAUCGCCACCCCUGAGCAGCUCUAUGCUGCCUACCUCGGCGGCUAUGAGCAGUGUGAUGCCGGCUGGCUGUCCGACCAGACUGUGAGGUACCCCAUCCAGAACCCACGGGAGGCCUGCUAUGGAGACAUGGACGGCUACCCUGGAGUCCGGAACUACGGAGUGGUGGGUCCUGAGGACCUCUACGAUGUCUACUGUUAUGCUGAAGACCUAAAUGGAGAACUGUUUCUGGGCGCCCCUCCCGGCAAGCUGACAUGGGAGGAGGCUCGGGACUACUGUCUGGAACGGGGCGCACAGAUUGCCAGCACAGGCCAGCUGUAUGCAGCCUGGAAUGGUGGCCUGGACCGAUGCAGCCCCGGCUGGCUGGCUGAUGGCAGCGUGCGCUACCCCAUCGUCACUCCCAGCCAACGCUGUGGUGGGGGUCUGCCGGGAGUCAAGACCCUCUUCCUCUUCCCCAACCAGACCGGCUUCCCCAGCAAGCAGAACCGCUUCAAUGUCUACUGCUUCCGAGACUCUGCCCAGCCCUCUGCCUUCUCUGAGGCCUCCAGCCCAGCCUCUGAUGGACUAGAGGCCAUUGUCACAGUGACAGAGAAACUGGAGGAACUGCAGUUACCUCGGGAAGCUAUGGAGAGCGAGUCUCGUGGGGCCAUCUACUCCAUUCCCAUCAUGGAGGAUGGGGGAGGAGGCAGCUCCUCCCCAGAAGACCCAUCAGAGGCCCCUAGGAUUCUUCUAGAAUCGGAAACCCAAUCCAGUGCACCACCUACCGCGUCCUCAGAAGAGGAAGCCGCAGCCCUGGAGGAAGAAGAAAGACACAAAGACACCGAGGCUCUGGAGAAAGAGAAGGAGCAGGAGGACCUGUGGGUGUGGCCCAGGGAGCUCAGCAGCCCUCUCCCCACUGGCUUGGAAACAGAGCAGUCACUCUCCCAGGUGUCCCCACCAGCCGGGGACGUUCUGCAGCUGGGUGCAUCACCUUCUCCCAGGCCUCCCAGGGUCCAUGGACCACCUGCAGAGACUUUACUCCCCCCAAGAGAGGGAAGUCUCACAUCCACUCCAGAUGGGGCAAGAGAAGUAGUGGGGGAAACUGGGAGCCCCGAGCUCUCCGGGGUCCCUCGAGAGAGUGAGGAGGCAGGGAGCUCCAGCUCGGAGGAUGGCCCUUCCCUGCUUCCAGCCACGUGGGCCCCUGAGGGUGCCAGGGAGCUGGAGACCCCCUCAGGAGAGAAGUCUGGAAGAACUGUUUUGGCAGGGACCUCAGUGCAGGCCCAGCCAGUACUGCCCACCGACAGUGCCAGCCGAGGUGGAGUGGCUGUGGCUCCCUCAUCAGGUGACUGUAUCCCCAGCCCCUGCCACAAUGGUGGGACAUGCUUGGAGGAGAAGGAGGGUUUCCGCUGCCUAUGUUUGCCAGGCUAUGGGGGGGACCUGUGCGAUGUUGGCCUCCACUUCUGCAGCCCUGGCUGGGAAGCCUUCCAGGGUGCCUGCUACAAGCACUUUUCCACACGGAGGAGCUGGGAGGAGGCAGAAAGUCAGUGCCGAGCACUAGGUGCGCAUCUGACCAGCAUCUGCACCCCAGAGGAGCAGGACUUCGUCAACGAUCGCUACCGGGAGUACCAGUGGAUUGGGCUCAAUGACCGGACCAUCGAGGGUGACUUCUUGUGGUCCGAUGGUGCCCCUCUGCUCUAUGAAAACUGGAACCCUGGGCAGCCUGACAGCUACUUCCUGUCUGGGGAGAACUGUGUGGUCAUGGUGUGGCAUGACCAGGGACAGUGGAGUGACGUGCCUUGCAACUACCACCUAUCCUACACCUGCAAGACGGGGCUUGUGUCCUGUGGGCCUCCACCACAGCUGCCCCUGGCUCAAAUAUUUGGUCGUCCUCUGCUGCGCUAUGCGGUGGACACCGUACUACGAUACCGGUGCCGAGAGGGGCUGGCCCAGCGCAACCUGCCUUUGAUCCGCUGCCAGGAGAACGGACUCUGGGAGGCCCCUCAGAUUUCCUGUGUGCCCCGAAGGCCUGCCCGUGCUCUGCGCUCAGCGGACACCCCAGAAGGACCACAAGGACGUCUCCCAAGGCACAGGAAGUCACUGUUGUCACCUCCAUCCAGUCUUUAGGGAGCUGGCCUGGAAUAUUGCUGCCCCCAGCACUGCCCUAUCUCUUCAGCUGCCUGUGCACUUCCUAUAACAGGGAGUGGCAUGAGAGGGGUGGGGCUGGAGUGCCAGAAGGGGUUUCUGGGAAACACUUGGAUGGCUCCACCCAGCCUAGGCCCUCUCUCUUACACCUGGCCCUCAGGUUUUACCCUCAGGACAAUGGGUAAGUCCCUAAGUGCCUCAACUUCUCUCUUAUGUCAGCUGCCUCCUUGUCCCUCAGUUUCUCUAGGGGACACUGUGCUACUCAUUCUUAAUUUUCAAAGGGUUUGCAGGGUGGAGUGCCAGCAAAACCAUAUGGAAAUAAAGUUGUUUGAACCCAAACAA